Molecule: messenger RNA, 8495 nt
Organism: Sphaeramia orbicularis (orbiculate cardinalfish)
Lineage: Eukaryota; Metazoa; Chordata; Actinopteri; Kurtiformes; Apogonidae
Product: unconventional myosin-X-like
Exons: 43
Coding region: 462-6749 (2095 amino acids)
Biological process (GO): axon extension; signal transduction
Cellular component (GO): cytoskeleton; axonal growth cone; myosin complex
Molecular function (GO): ATP binding; cytoskeletal motor activity
Source: RefSeq, a predicted model, not a curated record
UCUCCACCCCACGCACCACACUCACAUCUUCAUACAUACACGCACGCACACACACGCUCACAAAACCACACAUACACACACACACACACACACACUGAAACCGAAGCAGACCUGGAGAACCGGGGCUGCUUCAAUUAGUGCUCAGUGACGGAUCCCCGGCAUGGCCAUUCUUCAUUUCUCCAUCCCUGUCUUUGGAUUUGUCUUAUGUGGAUUCUCUUUUUGCGCAUAGUCUCCUCCGGCCGCUGCUGCUGCUGAGGUGCACUGCUUUGGAACAUUUCAAAAGGUGAAGAUAUAAACGUGUGGUGAAUGGGAAACACCAACACCGGAACAUCGCUACCUUUCUCCCAUCUUGACAAAUACACUCACCCUUCCGUUGGGGAGAUUUGCUGCGCACCCGAAACCGGAGCCGGUGUGUGCGCUCUGCGGGGCCGGGCGCGCGUCGUCUGGGAGGAGUAGGGAGGAUGGAAGCGUUUUUUACAGAGGGGGCCCGGGUGUGGGUCAAAGAGAAGGAGCAGUUUGUUCCUGCUACUGUCAACUCCUGUGGAGAUGGAACCCUCGUUCUCACAACUGACUAUGGAGAGGUGUUGUACCUGCAGCAGGCUGAGGUCACCAGGGAGCGGGUGUACGCGAUGCACCAGUCCAGCAUCGAUGGGGUCGAGGACAUGUCGACACUGGCUGAGCUGCAUGAGGCUGCCAUCAUGCACAACCUGUACCAGCGCUACCAGAAGGACAACAUCUAUACAAACAUCGGCAGCAUCUUGGCAGCUGUUAACCCCUACAAACAGAUCCCAGGUCUGUAUGAUCCGGAGAGGGUGGACCUGUACUCCAAACAUCACUUGGGGGAGCUGCCGCCUCAUAUCUUUGCCGUGGCCAACGAAUGCUACCGCUGCAUCUGGAAACGCCACGACAGCCAGUGUGUCCUCAUCAGUGGUGAGUCCGGGGCUGGUAAGACGGAAAGCACUAAACUGUUGCUUCAGUUCCUGUCGGUGAUGAGCCAGAACUCAGCCGGGACGCCUCCCUCUGAGAAAACCACCCGAGUGGAGCAGGCCAUCGUACAGAGCAGCCCCAUCAUGGAAGCGUUCGGAAAUGCUAAAACUGUUUACAACAACAACUCCAGUCGAUUUGGAAAGUUCAUCCAGCUUCACUUCUCGGAAAGCGGCAACAUCCAGGGAGGCUGCGUCAUCGACUAUUUACUGGAAAAGAACCGCGUUGUACGACAAAAUCCUGGAGAACGAAACUACCACAUCUUCUACGCUCUGUUGGCAGGAGCCACUAAAGAGCAUAAGAGCCAGUAUUUCCUGGAGGAUCCAGCUGAAUCGUUCCACUACCUCAGUCAGGCAGGAUGUCUGAAGGACAAGAGCCUGAAUGACAAAGAGCUGUUCAACAGUGUCAUGGAAGCCCUGAAGGUGUUAGAGUUCACAGAGGAGGAGAUCAGAGACAUGUUCAAGCUGCUCUCAGGAGUUUUACAGCUGGGUAACAUCGAGUUCAUGACCGCAGGAGGAGCCCAGAUCACCACCAAGCAAGUGGUGACGAAUGCCAGCGAGCUGCUGGGUCUGGACGCCUUCCAGCUGUCUGAAGUCCUGACUCAGCGCUCCAUUAUCCUCAGAGGAGAAGAAAUCUGCUCUCCUCUUACUAUAGAGCAGGCUGUGGAUUCCCGGGACUCCGUUGCCAUGGCGUUAUACUCCCAGUGUUUCUCCUGGAUCAUCCUCAAGAUCAAUCAGAAGAUCAAGGGGAAGGAGAACUUCAAGUCCAUCGGCAUCCUCGAUAUCUUUGGCUUCGAGAACUUCGAGGUUAAUCGGUUUGAGCAGUUUAACAUAAACUAUGCCAACGAGAAACUCCAGGAGUACUUCAACAAACAUAUCUUCUCUCUGGAGCAGCUGGAGUACAACAGGGAGGGGGUCCAGUGGGACGCCAUAGACUGGAUGGACAAUGCAGAGUGUCUGGACCUGAUAGAGAAGAAACUGGGAUUGUUGGCACUGGUGAAUGAAGAGAGUCGUUUUCCCAAAGGAACAGACUUCACCCUGCUGGAGAAGUUACACAGUAGACACUCAACAAACCCUUACUAUGUCAAACCCAGACUUGCUGACCAUCAGUUUGGCAUCAAACAUUAUGCCGGAGAGGUCCUCUACGAUGUUAAAGGGAUUCUGGAGAAGAAUAGAGACACUUUCAGAGACGACAUCCUGAACAUGCUUAAAGACAGCAGACUGGACUUCAUCUAUGACUUGUUUGAGAAAGUUGGCAGCAGGAACAAUGAGGAGAAGAUGGGAACAGCGAGACGUAAACCUACUGUGAGCUCCCAGUUCAGGGACUCCCUCCAUGCUCUCAUGGCCACAUUGAGUGUAUCUAAUCCAUUUUUCAUUCGCUGCAUUAAACCCAAUAUGGAAAAGAAUCCAAAUGUGUUCGAUCCGGAGGUGGUUCUGAACCAGCUCAGGUACUCUGGCAUGUUGGAAACAGUAAAGAUCCGCCGGGCCGGCUUUCCUGUCCGCAGAACUUUUAAAGAUUUCUUUUCUCGGUAUAAAAUUAUACUAAAAGAGAAAGAGAAAGUGCCAUCAGCAGGAGAUGAUAAGAAGAGGAGUACAGACCUUCUAUUUAAAUAUGACAAGACCAAGAAAGAAUGGCAGCUGGGGAAGACUAAGGUGUUCAUGAAAGAGUGUCUGGAGCAGCGUCUGGAGAAAGACAGGGAUGAAGUCAGACGUCAAGCUGCCAUGAUAAUCCGAGCUCACCUGCUCACUUUCUCUGCCAAGAAGCACUUUAAGCGCGUACGUGCCAGUGUUGUCACCAUCCAGAAACACCUCCGGAAACACAUCCUCCACAAGCAGUUUGUGAAGAAGCGCAAGGCAGUGUUGGUUCUGCAGAAACACAGACGAGGUCAAGUGGCACGAACACGGGUCCGAAAACUCAGACAGGAGAAGAAGAAGAAGGAGGAAGAAGAGAAGAAGAAAGAGGAAGAAGAGAAGAAGACUCUUGGUGAAGGAGCUACAGGGGAAGCGACAGGAGAAGCAGAAGAGGGAGACAAAAAGGAUGAAGCCCGACAGAUGGAGGAGAUCCUGCAGUUGGAGAGAGAGAUUGAACGCUUACAGAAGAAGAGAGAAGACGAGGUAUCUCAGCUGUGUGAGUCUUCCAAACAGGAGCUGCAGCUGCGCAGAGACGCUGAACUCAAACGGAUGAAGAAGGAGGCCUCACGCAAAGCCACGGAGCUAAUUGACCUCCUCAACUUUGGAGGCGUGGAUCCUGCGCUGGCGGCGGUUGGAGCCAAGACCUCAGCUGAAGCCAAACCUCCAAAGGCUGUGACUGCAGCCAAAGGUACAUCCAAAGAUGAGGAGGUAGAUGAAGGCUUCCACGCAGAGGAGGAGUGCAUCCCCCUGCCUGACUUCCCCCCUCCUGCUGAGACGGAUGCUCCUAUGGAUCAGGACAUGCUCGUGCAGCUCCCCCCUCCUCCGCCUGCUUUUGCAGAGGGAACAGUGCCUCCUGCACCUCCUCCUCCCCCUCCUUUGCCUGUAGACGGCGUCGCAGGCCUGCCUCCUCCUCCUCCUCUACCUCCACCCGGUGAUGGCUCUGCUGUCCCUCCACCUCCUCCACUUCCCCCUCUCCUCCCAGAGGCGGAGAAAAAGGAAGGAGCCAAGGCCGAGACGGAGAGGAAGGUGAGCAUGGUGGAGAGCCUGGUGGAUGGGGAUGAGCCCAUCUACAGUAUGCCCGCUGACACAGAGUCAGACUAUGACCAGGAGGAGGAGGAGGGCUCGGUCAACGCUGGAGAUGACAGCUCAGUGUCAGGAAGCAACCGUGGGAGCGCCGCCGUGACGGAUGAGGAACACCCGAGGAAGUCGACCUGCACCAAUGCCAGUAUCGAGUCCUACAGAGGCAGCUCUGACUCUGUGAGGACACACACUUACACGCAUCCUCACACGCGUGCACGCAGAUAUUAUGCAGACAGUGAUGAUGAGCAUGAUGGCAUGAUGGACACUGAUGAGGAAGUGACGAACGGCAGGGUGACCUUGCUUAAUGGAAACGGACCACCAUAUUUCCAUGGUUACCUCUACAUGAAAGCUGGUCUUAUGAUCCCAUGGAGGAGGCGGUGGUGUGUCUUAAAGGAUGAGACCUUCAUGUGGUUUCGGUCUAAACAAGAAUCUCUCAAGUCUGGUUGGCUGUACAAGAAGGGAGGAGGACUGUCCACUCUGUCCCGCAGGUUAAACUGGAAGAUGCGCUGGUUUGUGCUGAGGGACAGCAAACUGAUGUAUUAUGACAACGACAGUGAAGAGAAACUGAAGGGGACCAUCGACAUCCGCGCUGCCAAGGAGAUUGUGGAUAAUCAUGAAAAGGAGAACGCUCUAAACAUUGUGACAGAUGAGAGGACAUAUCAGGUGUUUGCAGAAUCACCAGAGGAUGCCAGUGGGUGGUUUAAUGUGCUCAGUAAAGUGCGUGUGUGCACUCCUGAUCAGCUGCUGGAGAUGUCCCAUGAACAGGCCAACCCAAAGAACGCUGUGGGAACUCUUGAUGUGGGGCUGAUUGACUCUGUGUGUGCAUCUGACAACCCUGAUCGGCCCAACUCUUUUGUCAUCAUCACGGCCAAUCGUGUGAUCCACUGCAACAGUGACACACCUGAGGAGAUGCACCAUUGGAUCAGUUUGCUGCAAAAACCCAAAGGAGACGCCAGGAUAGACGGACAGGAAUUCCUUGUCAGAGGCUGGCUUCAAAAGGAGAUGAAGACAAACGCUAAGAGCACCUCCCUGAAGCUGAAGAAGCGCUGGUUUGUGUUGACCCACAGUUCUCUGGAUUACUACAAGAGCUCAGAGCGUAACUCCUCCAAGAUGGGAACUCUGGUCUUGAACUCCCUCUGCUCCAUCAUUCAGCCGGAUGAACGAGUGCACAGGGAGACAGGCUACUGGAACAUCAUAGUAUAUGGGAGGAAGCAUUCCUACCGCCUUUACACAAAGAUGCUGAACGAGGCCAUGAGGUGGACGGCUGCGAUACAGGGCGUCAUCGACAGUAAAACACCUAUAGAGACUCCAACUCUGCAGCUCAUCAGAGAUAUCAAGGAGAACAGUGUGAACCCAGACAUAGUGGAGCAAAUGUACAGGAGGAACCCUAUCCUCAGAUAUACCCAGCAUCCUCUGCACUCCCCUCUACUGCCGCUCCCCUAUGGAGAGGUCACCAGCCUCCAAAGGCAGCAGGGUUAUGCCAGUCUGCAGGAUGAGGCAGUGAGAGUGUUCAACUCACUGCAGGAGAUGGAGACGCUGGCAGACACUGUGCCCAUCAUUCAGGGCAUCCUGCAGACCUGCCAGGACCUGCGCCCUCUCAGGGAUGAGGUGUAUUGUCAGGUGAUCAAGCAGACCAAUCAUGUGCCUCAGCCUAACAGCCCAGCCAAUCGAGCUCACUGGCACCUACUCACCUGCAUGAGCUGCACCUUCCUACCCAGUCGAGCCAUUCUCAGAUACCUCCGCUUCCACCUCAAGAGGGUACGAGAGCGUUAUCCUGGUACGGAGAUCGAGCGUUAUGCCAGUUUCAUCGGGGAAUCCUUAAAAAAGACCAAGACUCGUGAGUUUGUUCCGUCACAGGAGGAGAUCGCCGCCCUGUUGGUGAGACAAGAGAUGAGCACCACUGUCUACUGCCAUGGUGGAGGCUCCUGCAAGAUAUCCAUCAAUUCACACACCACAGCUGGAGAGGUUGUGGAGAAGCUGAUCAGAGGUCUGGCCAUGGAGGACAGCAAGAACCUGUUCUCUCUGUUUGAACACAAUUCCUUCACAGAUAGGGCGCUGGAGAGCAGGGUGAUAGUAGCAGAUGUCCUGGCCAAAUUUGAGAGACUGGCAGGUAGUGAAGAAGAGGAGGAGGAAGGCGAGUGGAAACUCUACUUCAAGCUCUACUGCUUCCUGGAUGUAGAAAGCAUGCCCAAAGAAGGAGUAGAAUUUGCCUUCAUGUUUGAACAGGCACAUGAAUCCCUCAUAAGCGGUCACUUCCCAGCCUCAGAGGAGACUUUGCAGCACCUUGCCGCAUUUCGUCUCCAGUAUCUCCAUGGUGACGGUGCGGGUCGGGCCGGGUGGAGCCUGGGAAGCGUUUAUCCGAUCGGCCGCCUCCGAAAUCGCAUUCUGCACUCCACCAAGCCGGGAGUGGGGGCUGUGGGAGGAGCUGGAGGGGGAGGAGGAGCGGGAGCAGGAGAUGGGAAGGGCACAGCAGGAGGCCAGGGAGGUGUCAGUGUCGGGGCUGAGAAGAGAAAGACCCCCAGCUUCCUGGACGGCACCCUGAGGAGAAGCUUCAAAACGGGUUCACUGAAGAAACAGAAGGUGGAGGAGGAGCAGAUGCUGGAGAUGUGGGUGAAGGAGGAGACGUCGGCCACACGGACCAGCGUUCUGGAGAAGUGGACCCGGCUGCAGGGCAUGCCUCAGCACCAGGCCAUGCUUAAAUACAUGAGCAUCAUUAAAGAGUGGCCUGGAUAUGGAUCUACUCUGUUUGACGUAGAGUGUAAAGAGGGUGGCUUCCCUCAUGACCUGUGGCUCGGUGUGAGUGCAGAUAACGUGUCUGUGUAUAAACGAGGUGAACCCAAGCCUCUGGAGACCUUCCAGUACGAACACAUCACCUUCUUUGGGGCAUCACAGCCCUGCACCUACAAGAUCAUUGUAGAUGAGAGGGAGAUGUUCUUCGAGACUCCACAGGUUGGAGAAAUCACCAAGAUCAUGAGAGCUUACAUUAACAUGAUGGUGAAGAAGCGUUGCAGCAUCAUGUCCGUGACCAGCGUGGCCAGUUCGUGGGUCAGGUGAUCACCACACACCAGUCAGAGCCCUUCCCUUGGUUCAUCCAGUGGCACCAGCUGCCUCACGCCCCCUGUUGUAUCGGCUGGUUGGUGUUGAUGGAGGCAGUUGCACCGACCAGCUAAUCCUCAAGGUUGAAUCAAGUGUGGCGGUCAAUAAAAGAAGGAAGAUAGAGGUGGAAACAGAAGCCAAACUACUGGCGUGGGAUAGGGACUGAUUAUUUAAAAACAAGCAUGGGAAAAGAAUCAACCUGUAUUUUGGGAUGGCUCUGAAAUUCAUAACCCCAGUUGUAGUCCUGCAUGUAGAUGUUCAAGCACACUUCAAACUUCUCUCCGUUUUCCUUUCUGGACAAACUGUAAUAACAAGCACAAUGUACCACUGCGCUGCCCAGUCCCACUCUGUCCCGGUCUGUCCUGGGUGGCUCCCUUUCCCACAGUGCACUGCCAGACUAGAGGAAAGCCACGACUUCUCAGUUCAGUUUCCUUUUGCCUCUUUCUCUCUUUCUUUUUCACUCUUCCAAUUUCAGAGUCUCUCUCUUUCUCUUAUGUGCAUUUGUCCUCACUCUUGUUGCAUCAUGUUUCAUGCUAUCGGUAUUACGUUAAAAUACUUAAUUAUUGCUUGCUUUCUCUCUGUUACCGUCUCUAUUCCUGUCUUCUUUUCUGUGACAUCUGCUUAUAUCAAUAUGUUGUGACUGAGAAAAAGGACUCGUUUCUUCUUUGGGGCUACUAAAGGGCAAAUCAUCUCCUUUGUAAGUACCUUAUGUGUCCACUUGCUCACACGUCAGUGCCACCGUGUGGCCGCAAGAAGAAAACACAGCCAAAGGAAGUGGCUUUGAAUAUUUCUGAACAAUAUCAUAGCUAUCCCUGAGAAGGAAAAGUGGCGUAAAGAAUCAGUGCAUGGGUAUCAAUCUCUUGCAGCUCUACAAGGAAAACAAGCUUAAGAGUGACUGUGAACAAUAUCAAAAAUUAUGAGAUGUUUCCCUAUUUACAGUAUGUCUACAUAUUACUAAUACACACUGCAUAAUUCUAGUGUAUAUUCACAUACAUGUACACAUAAACUGAAACAACAUGUAAUGUUUUGUACUGUAUAUCACACAUUAUAAGAGUUAUAAUUGAAUUUAGGUGCACUGUACAGUAUAAAAAUGCCAUAUUAAAUGCAAUGUGACACCUUCUUGUGUAAAAUACAUGCAAAUGAAUGGUGUUACUUCCCACUGUAUGUCUGAAAAUGAUGACAAUGUGUACAUCAUUCACUGGCCGUGCCAUUAAUGUGACUCACAGAGACAUAAGCAGUUAGUAACACACAAAUGAUUACGAGGCAGACUGCUGUGGUUGUCAUGUUUUCACAGUGUUUUGAUGGAUUUAUCAUUGUUGCUGAAGUCACUCAACAGGAGCCAUAAAAUACUGUAUGCUGUCUACUCAUGCUAUUCAGAUUUUAUUUAAUUACUGAUGAGAUCAGUGACUCAAAAGCCAAGAGCUCCAGUUUGUCUGUGUUUCAAAACUGUUCAUGAACAUGUGGUUUUUAUUGCUGAUAUUAUUAUUCUUAUUGUAUGGCCCCUGCUAUCUAACACCCUCAAGUGUUGUGUCUGGAAUGCUGCUGUGUGUGAGUGUAUUAAUGGUGUAAUCCAAACUGUGGGAAAAGAAAAAGGAAAUGAAAAAGAGAAGUACUUUUACUGAGUGUAUUCCUUGGAAAUAAGAUGUAUUUACUUGACUAACCUUUGCAAAGAAUGAUGUUGUGGUUGUGAGUUUAAUGGAAAAG